AUGUUUGGUAUCAUGUGUGAAACUGACUUCCUUUCUUUCCCUUACAGAUGUACUUUUCGAUUCCCUAGCACGGUUAUAAAGAUCCAGUUCACAUCUUUAUACCAUAAAGAGGAAGCAAAAGAGGAAGCUUCAUCACCUCCCCUUCGGCCACUUUAUCCUCAAAUAUCGCCUCUGAAGAUCCACAUCCCGGAGCCGGAUCUCCGGAGUGUGGUCAGUCCCCUCCCGUCCCCCACAGGCACUAUCAGUGUUCCCAACUCUUGCCCGGCCAGUCCACGUGGUGCUGGAUCCUCAGGAUACCGUUUUGUUCACAACAUUACCUCGGAUCUGCAGCUGGCAGCAGAGUAUGCUGCAAAAGCAGCAUCAGAACAGCAGGCAGAUGCAUCUGGCGGGGACAGCCCAAAGGAUGAAUCAAAGCCACCGUAUUCUUAUGCUCAGCUAAUUGUGCAGGCUAUAUCUUCAGCACAGGACAGGCAAUUAACACUAAGUGGGAUCUAUGCCCACAUUACCAAGCAUUAUCCAUAUUACAGGACUGCUGACAAAGGCUGGCAGAAUUCCAUUCGGCAUAACCUCUCCUUGAACCGUUACUUUAUUAAAGUCCCACGCUCCCAGGAGGAACCUGGAAAGGGCUCCUUUUGGCGAAUUGACCCUGCCUCUGAAGUCAAACUAGUAGAGCAAGCAUUUAGAAAACGAAGGCAAAGAGGAGUGUCCUGCUUCCGAACGCCUUUUGGGCCUCUCUCCUCCAGGAGUGCUCCUGCCUCCCCUACUCACCCUGGCCUGCUGUCCCCCCACUCUAGUGGCCUACAGACUCCAGAGUGCCUGUCACGGGAGGGCUCACCUAUUCCACAUGAUCACGACUUUGGGUCAAAGUUAGCCUCAGUUCCAGAGUAUCGGUAUUCACAGAGUGCACCUGGAUCUCCAGUCAGUGCCCAGCCAGUGAUUAUGGCUGUUCCUCCCCGACCGUCUACUCUGGUGGCAAAACCAGUCGCGUACAUGCCAGCAUCAAUAGUGACUUCUCAACAGCCUUCGUGUCAUGCAAUUCACGUAGUUCAACAAGCUCCCACUGUUACAAUGGUCCGAGUUGUGACCUCCUCUGCAAACUCUGCAAAUGGAUACAUCCUCACAAAUCAGGGCACAGCAGGAGGAGCUCAUGAAGCUGCAGGAGCAGUGUUGGACUUAGCUGGUGACCACCGAGCAGGCAUGGAUGAAAAGCCGACGAUUGCAUUUGCCACGAUACCUACAGCCAGCCGUGUUAUUCAGACAGUCGCCAGUCAAAUGGCACAGGGUGUUCCAGGACAGACAGUCACAAUCCUUCAGCAGGCAGCUCCGGUGACCAUUGGACAGCAUCAGCUCCCUGUGCGGGCAGUCACUCAGAACGGGAAACACGCCGUCCCCACCAACAGCAUCACCGGCAGUGCUUAUGCUCUUACAAAUCCAUUGCAGCUUCUCGCAGCCCAGGCCAGCUCAUCCACUCCUGUUGUAGUCAGCCGGGUAUGUGAGACAGGGACCGAAGAGACAGCAGCAGCCUCUUCCAGUGAACCUGAAGUCAAACGACCCCGGAUAGAAGAGUCUAGUGGAGCAGUCCCAGCCCAAACUGGAGUCAUCACAUCUACAACGCCACAAGGACAGGCAACCAGUGAAUGAAGAACCAGUGGGAGGAGCUGGAGUCAUGUGGGGUGGGCAUGGGAUAGCAGCAGCCCCUAAAGCAGCUUUCAGAGAAAAGAAACCACAACUGCAACAGCUCAAAACAUAGCGGAUAAAGAGCUCUUCUUAAAGUCAGAUUUUUUUAAAUGGGAGGUCAACAGCUGUUAGAAUCACAAGGUGCCAAAAAGAAUGGAAAACCCCUCCCAAGAACCCAUACCUGGAACUCUGUUCUGUCUUUACCUAUGGGGUAUUUUUUCCUUCUUUUUUUUUUUUUUUUUUUUGAAAGAUU
Egretta garzetta (little egret) is the source of this 1930-nucleotide messenger RNA. It is a transcript of the gene FOXK1, whose product is annotated as forkhead box K1. Gene Ontology annotation, molecular function: DNA-binding transcription factor activity, RNA polymerase II-specific; RNA polymerase II cis-regulatory region sequence-specific DNA binding. NCBI's taxonomy places the organism in Eukaryota, Metazoa, Chordata, Aves, Pelecaniformes, Ardeidae. Gene Ontology annotation, biological process: regulation of transcription by RNA polymerase II. The record is from RefSeq and is a predicted model, not a curated record.